UGGAAACUAAUGUAGAAUAUUUGGAUGCACAGCUGCUCAGCAGGCUUUUCUUAGCAACUAAACAACUGCAUUUGUUACAAUAUUAAGUCACUUUAGCCUAAAUAACAUCUUAUACUACUAAAUCAUCAGUUAACUAAUGCAACACUGCAGCCUCCAAACAUGACGGAGCCACCAAGGCUUGUGUCACCCAAAGAGGACAUUUCUUCGCUGUUCCCUGAUCAAACGCCGGCUGCCAAACACAAAGAUCUGAGUGGUCAGUUUUCCUCGGUGAGAAAAAUUAGUGGAGAUGGAAACUGCUUCUACAGAGCGCUGUGCCUUGCCCACGUGGAAUCUAUCCUGGUAAAUACCAGGGCUUUGCACAGGUUCAAGGAGAGAAUAAUGGAGACCGAGAGAGAAUUAUCCUCCGCAGGAUUUGAUGAGAGCUCUUUCAAAGACCACUUGAAUACAUUGACCAAUGUUGUGGAGCAGUGCCAGGCAGAGGAUCAGGAAGAGAUGCUGCUCAGGCUCUUCAAUGAUAAAACUAUCUCUGAUAGUGUGGUGCAAUAUUUUAGGCUGCUCACUUCAGCCUACCUGCAAAACCAUGAGGACCAAUUCUGCAACUUUGUGGAAGCACCCAAUCUGAAGACCUACUGUAAACAAGAAGUGGAGACCAUGGGAAUGGAGUGUGAUCAUGUGGACAUCCUGGCUCUGUCGCAGGCUUUGGAUAUCGGCAUCCACAUAGUUUCUAUGGAAGGUCAAGAACAGCAGCUGGUUCACUACAUCAUUCCAGAGGGUACUGAACCAUCCCUACACCUUCUCUACCAAACAUCCCACUAUAACGUUCUCUACCCGCAACCAAACCACUGACCAUUGUGGGACUGCCAGUGAUCUACCAGGACACAACUCACCUCAGGAUUAAUGUAAAUUAGUCAAAUAAAACUCAAACUGGGCUUAGAGAAAGGUUUAUAGAAAAUUAUUUUUCAUGCCGUUUAUACAAAAUUGCUUUUCAUGCCAUUUAAAGUACAGUAAUUUCACAACACAUCAGUGAAUAUGAUUAUGCACACACAACAUGGUAAGAUGCUUCAAAGGAUUCUUUUUGAUAGUUUUUUAUAAAAUGUAUAAAAUGAACAAUUACAUAAACUGUCACUGAUUGCCUUUUUUUAAAUAUAUAUCUACCUUCGUGUCA
Molecule: messenger RNA, 1165 nt
Organism: Lampris incognitus (smalleye Pacific opah)
Lineage: Eukaryota; Metazoa; Chordata; Actinopteri; Lampriformes; Lampridae
Product: ubiquitin thioesterase OTUB2-like
Exons: 6
Coding region: 160-846 (228 amino acids)
Biological process (GO): protein K48-linked deubiquitination; negative regulation of double-strand break repair
Cellular component (GO): nucleus
Molecular function (GO): cysteine-type deubiquitinase activity; ubiquitin binding
Source: RefSeq, a predicted model, not a curated record